ACCCUUGUCCUGUGGGGAAGAAAACUGAUCGAUCCACCCCCAAAUCAAUUUCCAUCCAGCUCUCCCCAAAUGCCCUCGGCAUCCCCAAUUUCGCGUUGAGCCGUGUACCGGAUCUGUGGUCGUCUCGCCGGCGAUCGCCAAGGGAGGCGUCACGCGUAAAGGAUCCCAACCCCCGGCCCCCACAUCUCCCGCCACCACCAGCACCUCCGCCGUCCAAAACCCUGAGCGCCACUACCAGCAACCUCCACGGCCAGCUCCUUUCCCCGCCGCCCAGCAUCAAUCGGCCAAAUCCUACGUCGCCGUGCCCAGCAACCCGCCGCCGCCUCUAGCCACCCACGCCUAUACGCCGUGGCCAUCAGCAAACAGCCGCCGCCAGGCACCCUCCCUCGCUCAGAACUACGCCGCCAGCAAUCGGCCGCUGCAACCACAUUCAUCGUCGCCCCAUAUCUACGUCGUCGCCACCAGCAACCCGACCGCCCCAGCCCCUUCAGCAGCAACCCACCGCCACCACGAACUCGCUGCCACCAACAGGAGCCCCGCCGGCCCCCACCAGCAGCUAUCCCGCAACGAAGAGUGGAACAAAGGGCAGUUGUGUUCCGGCCACCCCCACAAGCUUCUGAAGGAUUGAGGGUGAGAUCUAGGCUGCGUGUUUUGUGUUUCCUUCCAUGGGAUUUUUUUUUUGUCUGAUGCAAUUUCUAUUGCAUAAUGUACACCAAUUUUCUGCAUCAAUUCCAGCAGAGCGUACCGGAUCUGUGGUCGUCUCUCUGGCGAUUGCCAAGGGAGGCGAUGGACCUGGCGCCGUCGCUGCCUGACGACGUGCUCGCGGCCAUCCUCCGACGCCUCGCGCCGCGCGGCCUCGCCGCGUCCCGCUGCGUCUGCAAGUCGUGGCGCCGCGUCGUCGACGCCCACCGCCUGCUUCGCGCGGACCUCCUCCCGCUCUCGCUGGGCGGCAUCUUCCUCAACUUGCUCGACCUAUAUUUCACGCAGUUCCUCUCCCGCCCCACGACGGGCGCCGCCGUCUCCGGUCGGCUCGACUACACGGCGCCUGGCGAGCCCGACGUGGUGCCCCUCUUCUACGUGCUCGAUCAUUGCAAUGGCCUCCUCUUGCUCGAUCACUGCGUGGUUAACCCUGCCACAAGGCAGUGGGCGCUCUUGCCCCCGCCCCCACCCCUGCCCCAACCCCCACCUCCAGGCAUGCAUUUUCGCACAGACCACUACCUCGUGUUUGACCCCACCCUGUCGCCCAACUAUGAGUUGUUCAUAAUGCCCGAUGUUCCUUUCAAGUUGAACGAAUGUGAGGAAUUUGAAUGGCCGCCGUCCACAUUGAUCCUACCUGUGUUUUCAUCAAACACUGGUUCGUGGGAGGAGAGGACAUUUGGUCGGGAAGGGGAGGCUGCAGGGAUGGUACCUGGCAUGGUUGGGUCAGUACGGGAUUGCCAUCAUCAGUGUGCCUACUGGCGAGGAGCACUUUAUAUAUGUUGCUCCGACUGUUUUGUUAUGAGAAUAUCACUGACAGACAAUAAGUAUCGAGUAAUUAGAUUGCCCACAGACGUGCCCGAAGAUCGAGAAUUUUAUCUAGGAAAAUCAAUCAAGGGGGUAUACUGUGCAUCAUUAUUCCAGGGGUCCCAACUUCAGGUUUGGUUCCUUAACGACCCGUGUGGUCAGGCCGAGUGGGUGUUGAAGCAUGACAGAGACAUUUUCCCCAUCCUGCCAAAUCUGAACUUUGACAAACAAUGUGAUGGACCUUGGAUCUUACAACAAUUUAACUAUUGGCAAGGUGUCGUUCAACAUUCUGAUGAAGAUUCUGCUGUGGAGGACAACAACGAAGCAAUAGUGGAAGAGAAAUUUGAGUGGGACUCUGACAAUGAUAAUGUUCUCGAACCUGGAAGUAGGAGCAAGGACAGUUAUAUCCUUUUCCUUGGAUUUCAUCCUUAUAAAGAGGUUGUCUUCUUGAGUGAUAAAUUGGACAGAGUGCUAGCCUAUAAUUGGAGUAGCUCAAAGCUUCAAGAUUUGGGCAAGCUUUUCCCAAAAUUCUAUACUGAUCGCCCUUACCAAUAUACAUGGGUAAAAGCGUCUUUCCCAUACACUCCCUGCUGGUUGGGGGAGCUCCCUGAAAAACUAAAUUUAGAAGCUCAGCUAGAAGAUUAGAAUGCGUUUGUUGCAAGUUAUUUGAAGAAUGGAAUAGCUAGUCUACUCUUGUGCGUUGUUCUUUUGAUAUUUGUGUGCACUGAUUGUUCCCUGAAAAACUAAAUUUAGACAUCUCCAGUUUAAAUUUCCUUAUUUUCCCUGUUGUUGUAAGUACAAUCGAUCCUAAGUUGCUGCAUCAACCACGGCUGAGAGAGCUGGAUGCUUUUCUAUCUCAGCUGCAAUGAUUCAGAUGCUCAUGAACCUGGAGGGCUCUUGAGGAAUGGAUUCUUUUGGUGAGA
Molecule: messenger RNA, 2426 nt
Organism: Phragmites australis (common reed)
Lineage: Eukaryota; Viridiplantae; Streptophyta; Magnoliopsida; Poales; Poaceae
Exons: 3
Coding region: 706-2148 (480 amino acids)
Molecular function (GO): protein binding
Source: RefSeq, a predicted model, not a curated record